Messenger RNA from Zingiber officinale, 1339 nucleotides. RefSeq lists its product as uncharacterized. Gene Ontology annotation, molecular function: transcription coregulator activity. The transcript has 4 exons. The record is from RefSeq and is a predicted model, not a curated record. Bases 357 to 1214 code for a protein of 285 amino acids. Lineage: Eukaryota; Viridiplantae; Streptophyta; Magnoliopsida; Zingiberales; Zingiberaceae. Gene Ontology annotation, biological process: regulation of DNA-templated transcription.
UCCUAGCUUCCUUCUUCCUUCACACACACAAACUCUCUCUCUCUCUCUCUCCCUCUCUCUCUCUCUCUGAUAUACUUUUCUUCCUUUCUGUCCGUGCUAAACCCUGAGACCAUCAUGUCAUAGUUGGGCCCGUAUUCACCGUGAUUUACUCCCUCUCCUACUUGUAGGGCCAGGUUGAGGGGGCCGCUGGGUUGACGGUUCCAACCUUUUGCAGCAUGAUCUACUUUUCUUCCAUUUCCUUCUCUAUCUCACAUUCGAUUCUGCUAUGAUUUACUCUGUGUGAGACUAUUUCAAGGGGUUGCGCCUUUUUCGUUCACAAAGUUAGCGCAGAGUGGUUAACUGUUCGGGUCGGUUGGAUGGAGGGCAACAGUGGCAGGCCGGAUCAGAGGAAGCCAUCAGCCGUGCCAGAUGGGAGCUCCGCUGAUUGGAGGAUCCAGCUCCAGCCCGAUGCGCGGCGGAGAAUCGCCAAUAAGAUAAUGGAUGUUUUAAAGAGGCAUCUGCCAAUCCAUUCGCCCGAAGGCCUAAUUGAACUUCAGAAAAUUGCUAUUCGGUUUGAGGAGAAGAUAUAUGCUGAAGCUGCCAAUCAGUCUGAUUAUUUGAGAAAAAUUUCUAUAAAAAUGCUGUCAAUGGAGCGUAAGCCUCAACAUCAGCAUCUCGGAGGACCUGGACAAAUGAUUCCAUCUAGGUCCAACAAUCUGUAUGGUAACCAUCCUGUAGACCCAGAGAUGGCUUCUGAUUCUGACAACGAGCACGAUGAGUUCUCCGAGGAGCACGACUCAAGCGAUGAUACAUCACAUGAUAGUCUGCAAAGCGAAUCCUGGAAUUCUGGUUUGACUGGGGACAUGAUUGCUAGAAAGCGCGAUGCGUCUGAAUUUGCAUCAGGGUCCAGUCACAGGAAGAAAGAUAAAAAGAUCGCUCAUUUGUCAUCCUCCGUGCAGCUACUUGCAGAAACAAUCUCUCUCAGGACUUCAGCAAAGCAAGAGCUGCAGGAUGCCCAAAAACAUUCUCAGGAGAAUGCUCAAAAUGAGGCGGACGCGUAUUCGAUUGCCUCAUGCAUGGACAUUCUUAAUAUCAUACCGGACGUUUCUAUCGAAGCCUACAUAGCUGCGUGUGAUCGGUUCCGAGAUCCAGCAUGGAGAAACAUGUUUGUCAAGAUGCCGGAUCAUAGGAGACUGCAGUGGCUGGAGUGGUUGGCUCACCAUCAGACCCCAUAGCUCAUGUUGGACCUGUAAUGAAGAACUAUGUUUCAUUUCAUGUUGGACCUGUAAUGAAGAACUAUGUUUCAUUUUGCAGUUUGUCAUAGACUCGAGUUAACUAAAUAAUAUGUUUACUUUAUAAA